Molecule: messenger RNA, 3120 nt
Organism: Penicillium lagena
Lineage: Eukaryota; Fungi; Ascomycota; Eurotiomycetes; Eurotiales; Aspergillaceae
Exons: 4
Coding region: 1-3120 (1039 amino acids)
Molecular function (GO): protein binding
Source: RefSeq, a predicted model, not a curated record
AUGGCUGAACUCUCUAUUGCAGCAAGCGUUGCGGGGUUGCUCUCGCUUGGCAUUCAAGUCACUGAAUCUCUCGUGAAAUUUUACACUACAUACAAAGAGCAAGACACCGAUGUGGCCAGAACGACGGAAAGCCUUGAUAAUCUUCUGGGUAUCUUUCGAUCUCUCGAUAUCGUAUUACAGAAUCGUCAAUUUUCGAUCGACGAAAAAGACUUAGUUCAAGAAAUCAACCAGGCGAUACAGAAAUGUGAUGGAAUAAUUGAACAACUUCAAUCUGAGUGUGAUAGAUUUCAACAAGUCUCGGAGGCUAAUUUCAAGGGACGAAUCCAAACUGCUAAGAAUCGUGUGGCAUACCCAUUCCGAAAAGGCACCCUACAGAACCUUGAGGAGGACAUUCGCGAGAUACGUGAUAAUCUAUCAAUCGCGCUGAAUGUACUACAACUCAAUGGUCACAAAACAACUCAAAACGAGAUUUCGGAGCUUAAAUCGCUCCUUGAACGAAUGAAUGCAAAUCAUAUCUCUUCAACAAUUCGUUGUUGGCUUAUAGCCCCUGAUACAGCCAUCAAUCAUAACGCUGCAUGUGCGAAGCGCCAUACAGGUACGGGAUUAUGGUUUAUAAAUGGCAAUCAUUAUGCAAACUGGUUGUCACAACGCAAUUCCUUCCUCUGGAUCAAUGGUUUUGCAGGAUGUGGCAAGUCAAUCCUAUUCUCAGCUGCAGUUCAACAUACAUUUCGCAAGAAACAGCAUGAGCAGGGGGUAGGAAUCGCUUUUUUCUACUUUACCUUCAAAGACGAAUCCAAACAAGAAGCAUCAGCUAUGCUGCGGGCAUUAUUAUUACAGUUAUCUGGACAGCUUAGAGAUGGUGAAAGGGACCUUGAACAACUGCAUGACCGAUAUAAAUCUACAACUCCCCCAACAGAGGUGCUAAUUGCCUACCUUGAACGCAUGAUCCGGAGAUUCCACGACGUGUACAUUCUACUGGACGCGUUGGAUGAGAGCCCUCGAGAUAGCCGACGAGAGGACCUUUUGACUAUCAUAAAGGAGAUGCGCAAAUGGUCCUUUCCUGGCUUACACCUCUUAGCUACUAGCCGUGAUGAGUUUGACAUUCGCGAAUCUCUAGAUCCCCAAGACGAUCAGACGAUUAUCAUGAAGAACUCGGAAAUUGAUAGGGAUAUCGCCAAUUUUAUCACUUAUCAAUUGAAUAAUGAUUCAAGUCUUCGAAAGUGGGAACCACAUCAUGAGCAAAUUCGGAAAGCUUUAGCGGAACGUGCGCAAGGGGUAUUCCGUUAUGUUGAGUGUCAACUUAACGUUCUCAAACAAUUGCGCCUUCGGACUAAGCAUUGCCUGAACAAAUGUCUCUACUCGCUUCCUCAUGACCUGGAAGAAACAUACGAACGAAUUCUAUGCGGCAUUAAUGAGCACUGCGUUGAUGACGUACGGCGAAUAUUGACUAUGCUUUGUUUUUCUGCCCGACCGCUCACUGUUGCUGAAUUAAUUCACGGAUACGCAGUUGACCUCGAUGAGCCGCCCCAUCUUGAUCGUGAAGAUAGGUGUCUGGUCGACAUAGAAAGUCUUUGUGACAUUUGUCUUGGGCUGAUUGAAAUUGCACCGGAUGGAGAUGAAGGGCAGGAUAUUCUGACCGUUCAUAUUUCUCACUUCUCCGUGCAGGAAUACCUUCAAUCAGACCGAGUCCAGCAUUCGAAGGCAGCAUUUUUCGCAUUACAAGUUGGACCCUCUCAUACGGAGAUUGCACAAAUCUGUCUUGUCUACCUCUUGGAACCUAUGCUUUCUAAUAUAGAAGCAAAUGAGGAAAAUCUAAAGGAGUUUCCAUUGGCUUAUUUCGCUGCUAGGAACUGGUUCCACCACUACAAAAACUCCCUGGACGGAAAAUAUAAAAUAAAAAACCUGAUCCUAAAGCUAUUCAACGACAAGAACGGCUCCUUUCGGACUUGGAUAAGGCUACAUGAUGUGGAUCAGUCCUGGCCCAGAGGGGCUACUGAUGGUAUGGCAUCGCCGUUAUACUAUGCAUCCUUGUUAGGACUUGAAUGGAUCUUACGCGACAUGAUAGCUAUUGCACUAAAAGAUUCAAAAAGAAUCCUGGAUGUUGUAAAUUCCAGAGGCGGAAUAUACGGCAGUGCGCUCCAAGCCGCAUCAUCUCGAGGUUACGAAAAUGUGGUGCGGACUUUGCUAGAACAGGGCGCCGAUAUCAAUGCCCAAGGGGGAAAAUAUGCAAUGGUCAAGGGGGGGGCAUACGGCAGUAGUGCACUGCAGGCUGCAUGUUCUCGAGGUCAUGAAAAGGUGGUGCAGAUACUGCUAGAGCAGGGCGCCGAUGUCAAUGCUCAUAGGAGUGGGUACUGCAGUGCGCUCCAAGACGCAUCAUCUCGGGGUUACGGAAAAGUGGUGCAGGUGCUGUUAGAGCGGGGUGCAAAUGUCAAUGGUCAAGCGGGAGGAGCAUACGGCAGUCCAUUGCGGGCUGCAUGUUCUCGAGGUCAUGAAAAGGUAGUGCAGAUACUGCUAGAUUACGGCGCCGAUAUUAAUGCCCAAGUGAGAAAUACGGCAGUGCUCUCCAUGCCGCAUCUCGAGUUUACCAAUAAGACAGCUCGGAUGCGCAGCAAGCGGCAUCAUCGCGAGUUUACCAAAAAGAUGAUUCAGAAGCUGCGAGGGCAAGGCGUCGAUGUCAAUGCUCAAGGGGAAAAAUACGGCAGUGCACUACUGGCUGCAUGUUCUAGAGGUCAUGAAAACGUGGUUCAGAUGCUACUAGAUCACGGCGCCGAUGUUAAUGCUCAAGGGGAAGCAUACGGCAAUGCGCUCCAAGUCGCAUCAUCUGAAGGUUACGAAACAGUGGUACAGAUGCUGCUUGAUCACGGUGCCAAUAUCAAUGCCCGGGGGGAAAAGCGGGGCGCCGAUGUCAAUGUCCAAGGGGGGAAAUACGGUAGUUCACUACCGGCUGCAUGUUGUGGAGGUCAUGAAAAAGUGGUACAGAUGCUGCUAGAUCACGGUGCCGAUAUCACCCAAGGUGGAGAAUAUGGCAAUGCCCUCCAAGCCGCGUCAUCUGAAGGUUACGAAAAAGUGGUGCAGAUGCUGGUAAAUAAUGGUGUGGAAGGACAACGCAUCAAGUUGUAG